Messenger RNA from Jatropha curcas, 1236 nucleotides. RefSeq names its product peroxidase 12. Lineage: Eukaryota; Viridiplantae; Streptophyta; Magnoliopsida; Malpighiales; Euphorbiaceae. Gene Ontology annotation, biological process: hydrogen peroxide catabolic process; response to oxidative stress. Gene Ontology annotation, molecular function: peroxidase activity; heme binding. The record is from RefSeq and is a predicted model, not a curated record.
AAAAGCAAAAAUUACAUGUGGGGUUAUAAAUACACAUCCUUCUAAUCUCCUCAAGCCACAAAACCAAACCAGUCAUGGCUACCAAAAAGUCCUCCACUUCUCUGCUUUUGAUGCUUUCUUUCUUUGUUGGUUCUUUCUUUUGUGCCAUCAAAGCACAAAGCUCAUCACCUCCUAUAGCAAAUGGUCUCGCAUGGACAUUCUACAAGUCUAGCUGUCCCAAAGUUGAAUCCAUCAUCAGAAAACAACUCAAGAAAGUGUUCAAGAAUGACAUUGGCCAAGCUGCUGGCUUGCUCCGUCUCCACUUCCAUGAUUGCUUUGUUCAGGGGUGCGAUGCGUCAGUGUUGCUAGAUGGAUCGACGAGUGGACCGAGCGAGCAGGAUGCGCCUCCCAACUUGACCUUGAGAAAGAAGGCAUUUGAGAUCAUUGAUGACUUGCGCGAGCGGGUGCAGGACCAAUGUGGCCGUGUUGUUUCUUGUGCUGAUAUUGUCGCCAUUGCUGCUCGCGAUUCCGUUGUCUUGUCAGGAGGCCCUGAUUAUGAUGUCCCAUUAGGGAGGCGAGACGGACUAACCUUCGCAACUCUAAAUGUAACCUUAGCCAACUUGCCAGCCCCUACUUCUAACACUACUACACUUCUUACUUCACUAGCCACCAAAAACUUCGAUCCCACCGACGUUGUAGCUCUCUCCGGCGGCCAUACUAUCGGUCUUGGCCACUGCACUUCUUUCACAGAACGCCUUUAUCCAACCCAAGAUCCUACCAUGGAUAAAACAUUUGCUAAUAAUCUCAAAGAAAUCUGUCCCACAUCAAAUUCCACAAACACUACUGUGUUGGAUAUUCGAUCUCCCGAUACAUUUGACAAUAAAUAUUACGUUGAUCUUAUGAAUCGCCAAGGUUUAUUUACCUCGGACCAAGAUUUGUACACAGACAAAAGGACAAGAGACAUUGUUAAGAGCUUCGCUGUUAAUGAAUCUUUGUUCUUUGAGCAGUUUGUGCUUUCAAUGAUAAAAAUGGGGCAGCUGAAUGUGUUGACAGGUAAUCAAGGGGAAAUUCGUGCGAAUUGCUCGGUGAGAAACUCAGAUAAUCAGUAUUUGGUGACUGUUGUUGAAGAAGAUUUGGAGACAUUAGCUGAAUUAAGAUAAUUCUGAAUUAGUAUUUGGCAAAUUCAAGUUUGGGUUAUUAAGGUUUUACGUGAACCCUUUUUUUUUUUUUUUUUUUUUUUUUUUUUUUUUUUUUUUU